AAUUACUGGGAAUAUGGUCACACAAGCGGCUAUGAGCACGAAAUUUCACCAUGAUUGGUUCAGUGGUUGAAUCGAGGAGGAGAUGGUAAUCCUGCGCCACUAUCUUCACAUCUCGGCCGGGUAGGUAGAUCCCAGUCAUGUCUUUCGACCAGAUGGUGGCCGUUUAUCACUAUCAAUAUCACCUUUUCGUCCUCUCCUUGACUUCUUAUCCAAACCCGUUGUGGCGUGCCACCAGGGACCUCAGAUAAAGUCCCACCAUGUCACCAUACAGCACACUGGAGGUUAAGGGCGUCGAGGGCUAUCAUCCGUACUGUAAUGGCGAGACGGAUAAGGAAGUGAUUCAACAUGACAGCGUCUACCCGCAGCUGGCUGCCUUCGAGACGGAUAGGGGAUAUCUUCCAGAGGUCCUUGCCCACGAAAGUGUAUAUCCUUCAUACAACCCACCGGCCGUUCAGGAUUCACCACAACAACAGCCACAGCAACCAGCAAGCAGGAUAUGGGGCCUGCCAAAACGCACAUUUUACAUACUUCUCAUAAUCGGGGUAGUAAUAAUAGCCGGCGCCCUCGCCGGCGGGAUCGGAGGCGGCCUGGCCGCUAAACAGCACCGCGCUUCCUCGGCCUCGGACACCAACGGAACCCAAGGCUCGAACAACAAUGAGAAUGGCAAUGGCAACAAUAAUAACAAUGACAACGAUAACGACAACGGCAACAAUAACAACAAUAAUAAUAACGUCAACAUCCUCUCCAUAUCCCAGCUCACAGCCAGCAACCGCACCGACGUAAACGGACACGCGCACCGAACAGUAUUCUUCCAAGACCCGUCCUCGGCGCUGAUAGCCCGGCGCUGGGAUUCGGCGAACGCGUCCUGGACGACGGCGAACCUGACGGCGCUCACGCGCGCCGCCACCUCGAACGCGCUGGACCUGGGCCUAGCUCCCGGCGCCAGCUUAGCCAGCGCGUCGCUGACGUACGGAAACAAGAGCGAGACGCACGUCUGGUUCGCGGGGACCGCGGGCUUGGAGAGUAGCGUGGUGGUCAGGUCGUUGAUGUUGAUGGACCCCGACGCGGCGCCGGAUGCGUGGGAGUAUGACGAGGAUGUGGAGGCCGCGAAUUUGCAGGUGUUAGAGGGGAGUAGGAUGGCGGCGGCGUGGCAGCGGUGCUGGCGUAAUGAUACGGUGGGUGGAGAUGAGGAAGGUGGGGGUUGCUUGGGCGCGUGGACGCUUGCGUAUCAGGACCCUGAUGGCGAUGUGUAUGUGGGCAACGGGACGGGGUGGAAGAGUCCGGCGAAGGUUGUGGAGGCGAGGAGCGUGGCGCGGAAUACGAGUUUGGGGCUCGUGGCGCAGGUUGAGAAUGGUGGGAGGACGUCGGUUAGUCGCGUGAUUUUGGUGAGUGAGAGUUUGGGCACGGGCGAGGUGGGCGAUAUGCAGAAGAUGAUGUAUACGGGGGGUGAUUGGAUCUCUGACAACAGCUUGAUCAAAUCGCUCCCGGCGCCGUCGCCGAACCUGCAGUUCGCGAUGACGGUGCAGAAGAACUUCAGCGAGCAGACGACGAUGGCGCUGCUGCCGAACGGCACGGUGACGGCGCUGCUGUGGGACGGCCGCUUCCACGCCAUACCGAGCAUCAACUUCCGCGGCGGGCCGGACGUCAAUUUCACGUCGAUCGCGGCGAGCGAGGACGCGAUGAUCUACGGGAUCUCGGGCGAUGAGAUAUUGCAGUACGAGCCGGAUCAGACGGACAUUUAUAGUUAUGUGUAUGUUGGGAGGGUGUAUCCGUGAGGGUCUGGCUGAUUUGGAUGUGUGGAGUGUCCGCUUUAUGACGGUCCUACUUGGUUCGUUGGAUACUCAUGUCCAGAGCUGGUAUGACCGUGUUGAUGUCCUCGCGUUCUUUAAUGGAUUCAAGGAUUUUAUAGGGUUUCAAAAAAGGCGGAAGACAGACGCCUCAGCUAAGAGAGGUUAGGAGUGGUUUCGGGCCAUAGUAUAUAAGUCUCUGAAUAAUCUGAGCUGCUCAUUACCUCUAUUUGUCCUUGAAUGAUUCAAGAAUGAUUGGUCUUGUAGCUAUGUCUUGUUACAUACUGUUCGACCUGACGUUCUAUAGCAAAGGUUUAGAAAC
Annulohypoxylon truncatum is the source of this 2109-nucleotide messenger RNA. RefSeq lists its product as uncharacterized. The record is from RefSeq and is a predicted model, not a curated record. The transcript has 3 exons. The coding region runs from base 258 to 1775 and encodes 505 amino acids. Lineage: Eukaryota; Fungi; Ascomycota; Sordariomycetes; Xylariales; Hypoxylaceae.